AUGGGCAAUGUCCUUGUGAACUACGCGCCACAUUCCCAGGGUGGGAGCAAACAACGCUUUAGUGACGUCCAGCUCGCAGAUCUCGAAAGUACAGUCCUCGUAACGUCUCAAUUCUGCAAGAACCGCGAUGAAAUCGGCACACCCAUCUGGCGGAGCCCAGAGGCACAAUUAGGGCUGCAGUGGGGCCCGCCGACUGACAUUUGGUCAUUUGGGACGAUGGUAAUUAUUAUUCAUACCGGCCAUGUUUACUUUUGUGAGAUGAACCUUAGUAACCAUGAAUUUUCGAAGGUGAUAUCCAUGAUCUGGGGUGAGAACUUUUGCAUAUUCAAGCCAAAGGUCCCCCGUGGCCACGAUGAAUAUGAACUAGAUAUCCUUGCCAAAUACAACAUCUAUUUUGGGCCAUUUCCUCCGUCAUAUGGUGAUCUUGCUGAUGAGGAGACAUUGGGAGUGCUAUCGCUCAUUAUGAAUGAUGUGCCGCCUGAGAAAUUGAGACCUUUCUCACUGGCUAGCCAAAAAGAGAUUUCGAAGCAAGAUAAGGAAUUCAUCCUAAAACUAAUGAAGCUCGACCCAAGAGACAGGCCAACAGCAAAGGAGCUCAUUGAAGAUGAAUGGUUCAAUCAAAUCUGA
This is a messenger RNA of Talaromyces rugulosus, 627 nucleotides long. RefSeq lists its product as uncharacterized. The record is from RefSeq and is a predicted model, not a curated record. Gene Ontology annotation, biological process: protein phosphorylation. Gene Ontology annotation, molecular function: protein serine/threonine kinase activity; ATP binding. Lineage: Eukaryota; Fungi; Ascomycota; Eurotiomycetes; Eurotiales; Trichocomaceae. The transcript has a single exon. Gene Ontology annotation, cellular component: cytoplasm. The coding region runs from base 1 to 627 and encodes 208 amino acids.